AUGGAGACUCGAAGGAUAGGCGUCCUGGGCGGCGGUCAGCUCGGGCGGAUGCUGCUCGAGGCCGGUCACCGACUGAACCUCGACAUUGUCUUUUUGGAUCCAUCAGCUACUUCACCCGCCAAGCAGCUCUCCCAUCGUACCCAAGAUCACAUCACAGGCUCGUUCGGUGACCCUGCAUGCAUCGCCGCGCUUGCUGCAAAAGUUGACGUCCUCACGGUGGAGAUUGAGCACGUCGACACGGAUCAGCUCUCCAAAAUGUCAACGACCGAAGCUGCAAAGAUGGAUAUCUUCCCCAGUGCUGCAACGAUCAAGCUCAUACAAGACAAGUACGAGCAAAAGCGCCAUUUCCAAUCGCAUGGCAUACCCCUGGCGCGCUUUCUACCGGUCGAGCCAUCAUCUGCAACGAGUUCCAUAACGCAAGCAAUACAACAACUGGGCUUGCCGCUCAUGCUCAAAUCUCGUACGAUGGCCUACGAUGGCAAAGGCAACUAUCUGCUCAAGUCAGAUGCUCCGGCAGAGAUCGCAAAGGCCAUCGAAGCGCUCGGCAAAGGACAACGACCGCUCUACGCAGAAGGAUUCGCACCCUUUGUUUGCGAGAUUGCAGUGAUGGUCGUCAGAGGCAGAGACGGCAAGAUCGCAUCUUACCCUGCAGUAGAGACGAUCCAUCGAGACUCGAUCUGUCAUCUCGUCAUUUGCCCCCUCAGGAAAGGCAACAGGUCGACCAGAGAGAGAGCCCGUCAGAUUGCAGAGCAAGCAGUUGGCACUUUUGGUGAUGGCGCGGUAGGCAUCUUUGGCGUCGAGAUGUUUCUCAUGCCAAGUGGGGAGAUCUUGGUGAACGAGAUCGCACCAAGGCCGCAUAAUUCGGGUCACUAUACGAUCGAGGCUUGCUUGACAUCGCAAUAUGAGAAUCACCUACGGGCGAUACUAGGCUACCCGCUAGGUUCUACAGAGAUGAAAGUGGGAUCCGCCGUCAUGCUCAACCUGCUCGGAUCAUCCAACUCGAUGGAAGAGAUUUCCUCUGUCGUUCGAGCCAGUCUGCACGUCGACGGUGCGACGACGCAUCUCUAUGGCAAAGCAGACUGUCGACCGGGAAGGAAGAUGGGACACAUCACCGUUGUAGGCGAAUCGGAUGCACAGGUACAAGAUCGAUUGCUGCCCCUUCUUGCAGCUCUACCUGCAUCUUAUACCCAAUCACCAUCGACCGCUUAUCCACUCGUAAUCAGACCUGGUCUAUCCCAUCCUCUACCCAUGGUAGGCAUCAUCAUGGGAUCAGAUUCGGAUCUGCCCGUCAUGAGCAAAGCUGCCGAGAUACUCGAAAACUUCAAAGUGCCUUUUGAGCUGACCGUUCGAUCGGCACAUCGUACUGCCGACCUGAUGAACACCUAUGCCAUCGAAGCACAAUCGAGAGGUCUCAAAGUCAUCAUUGCAGGCGCGGGCGGCGCAGCACACUUACCCGGAAUGGUUGCCUCUCACACACCUUUGCCCGUCAUCGGUGUGCCAAUCAAAGCGAGCGUGCUAGACGGCGUCGAUUCGCUCUACUCGAUCGUCCAGAUGCCCAGAGGAAUCCCAGUAGCAACAGUAGGCAUCAACAAUGCCACUAAUGCAGCUCUUCUCGCCAUUCGCAUCUUGGGCGAUACUGUCUCGGAUUACAGGCAAGCCAUGAUAGACUACCAAGUCUCUCUAGAGCAAGAGGUGGAAGCAAAGAUCGAAUCGCUCGAUACGAUGGGCUGGAAAGCCUACAUGUCCAAGUAG
This is a messenger RNA of Mixia osmundae IAM 14324, 1752 nucleotides long. RefSeq lists its product as uncharacterized. The coding region runs from base 1 to 1752 and encodes 583 amino acids. Gene Ontology annotation, biological process: 'de novo' IMP biosynthetic process. The transcript has 3 exons. NCBI's taxonomy places the organism in Eukaryota, Fungi, Basidiomycota, Mixiomycetes, Mixiales, Mixiaceae. The record is from RefSeq and is a predicted model, not a curated record. Gene Ontology annotation, molecular function: ATP binding; phosphoribosylaminoimidazole carboxylase activity; metal ion binding.